GCGCCUGCGCGGGGCGGGACGGGACGGGCGGCCGAGGCUUGGUGGCGACGGAGAGAGCGGAAUACCUUGGGUUCCACUGCAGAAUGGUGUUCAGUCACUGACUUCAGAAGCAGAAGACCCCUCUGGGAGAGUGCAGAAGAAAAGUGAGUUGCCUCCCACCUUUCCUCUUCUCCUGGCCACUGGUGGUGAUCUCUCAGGUGCUGCAGGAGGGGAGAGCCCCCAGACUGGGCAGUGACUGAUGGGCUGCAGCAGGGACAAGCAGCUCGCACCAGGCAGAUACCCACAGCAGAGAGGACAGCUGCAGCUGAACUGAUGCAUCUUGGCACCUGAAACCAAGCUCAGCUUCUGAUAUGAAGAAAGACAUCGAGUCUUUUAUAGCCCAGGAAAAGGCGGAGAUUAUUGCCAAGUAUGAGAAGGGCAGGCAGGAAGGAGCUCAGAUUGACCCAUGGGAAGAUGCUGAUUUCACCCUGUAUAAAGUUACAGACCGGUUUGGAUUCCUGCACGAGCAGGAGCUACCAACCCGCACAGCCCUGGAGGAGAAGCAAAAACAGCAGGAAAUCGAACGUGUGGACAAGUGGAUAAAGAUGCUGAAGAAAUGGGGCAAAUACAGAAACAGUGACAAGAUGUGCCGUCGGGUUUACAAAGGGAUCCCCCUCCAGGUGAGAGGCCAGGUCUGGUCACUGCUGUUGGAUGUUGAGAAGAUGAAGAAGGAGAACGAAGGAAAAUAUGAGCAAAUGAAAGAACAAGCAAAGAAGUUUUCCUCAGAAAUCAAGCAGAUAGAUUUGGAUGUUAACCGCACCUUCCGAAACCACAUCAUGUUCCGGGAUCGCUACGGAGUCAAGCAGCAGGCACUCUUCCAUGUCUUGUCAGCAUACUCGGUUUAUAACACUGAAGUGAGCUACUGCCAAGGGAUGAGCCAGAUUGCAGCCAUUCUCCUGAUGUACUUAAAUGAAGAGGAUGCAUUUUGGGCACUGGCCCAGCUGCUGACCAACCAGAGGCAUGCCAUGCAUGGUUUUUUCAUUCCUGGGUUCCCAAAGCUGCAGAGAUUUCAAGCUCAUCAUGAGAAGAUUUUAAACAAGCUGUUUCCCAAACUGAAGAAGCACAUGGACAAGGAGCAGAUGACUACAGGGAUUUACACAACCAAGUGGUUCCUGCAGUGUUUCAUUGACCGGACCCCCUUCACCCUUACCCUGAGGCUGUGGGAUAUCUAUAUCCUGGAAGGAGAGCGGGUGCUGACUGCCAUGUCCUACACCAUCCUCAAACUGCACAAAAAGCGUUUGCUGAAGAUGACACUGGAAGACUUACGGGAGUUUCUGCAGGAAAAAACUGCCACUUCCCUGCAGUACGAGGACGAUGCCAUCAUCGAGCAGCUGCAGGUGUCAAUGACUGAGCUGCGCAGGAUGAAAAUCGACCUCCCCCCCCCAGCAAAGCCUGAAGAAUUCCCACGGAAACCCCUGGGUCUGGAGCUCUCCCUCAACCUAGUAGCUGUGAAGAGCAAUGUGGCAACCAGUGGCCAGAAUGGCUGUGUGGGUGAGCACUCCGUGGACAGGGACACCCCUCCCCACAGAGGUCCUGGGGUGCUGGAAGGAAUGGGGGAGGUGAAGACUCCCUCCCUCCAGGGCAAUGAAGUAGCUGAAGCAACAGACAUCCACCUGCAUCCUCCUGAUGGGGGUCUGCUGGGAGAAGCAGAGCCCACUGGGGAUGGGCAGCCACCCUCUUCUCUGAAAGCAAGCAAGCCAGAGGCCCACCUACCCCCAGCUCUGCCUCUGGAACAGCCUCUUCUCCCUCUCAGCUGUGCCAUGAUGGAUGACAAGUCAGUCUCUCUCCCCACCCCAGCGGAGCAGAGCUCCUUGGACUCCUCUCUCCAAAACACAUCAAGUUCUCCUCCCAGUUUGAGUGCUGCUGAGCUUUCUGCUAUGGACCAUGUGGCAUGGCAGCCAAAUCUUGCUGCCCUGCCAGGAGGAGAGCAAGCACCUUCCCUCUGCAAAGAGAGAGCACUGGAUGCACCCCCUCCUCCUCUGCCAGGCAGCUGGCAGCAGCUCCCCAGCACACCGCAGCACGGUGGCUCCCAGGAGAGCAAGGGCUGGGACCCAGUGGCUGAGAAGCACUGCAGAGCAGCACUGCUGGAUAGGAGGGACCUGAAACGUUUGACAUCCAAAGCUGCAUCCACAGGGGACCUCAGCAGCUUGGGCCAGGCCAGGCCAGGGAGCACCCUGGGGUCUGUGCACUGGGCUGGGCAUGGGCUGGGAGGUGGCAGCAUUCCUGCCUGGCUGGGCAGUGACCUGGGGGCAGCAGGGCUGGGGCAGGACUGUCCCUUCCAGCAGGUCCCACCCCACACAGUGAUGGAGAACAGUCCCUACAGUGUUCUCAGAACCAUCACUCCCCUCCAGCUGGCCCAUGCAGCAGAGCAGGAUUUCUCCAGCAGCAAGCAGGUGGCAUUGCCUCUACCAGAGACUGCACAGCCCUUGCCUGCUACCUCUGUGCCACCACCUCUUGUGCUGGACCCAGAGGAGGCAGAUGGAAAAAAAAGCCUCCACAAAGCAUUAAAUGUACUGAAAGUCCCAUGGUCUGUCCCAAGCCCCCAUCCCCAGGUUGCCAAAUCUUCCUCAGACAACAGUUUCCUUUCAGGCUCCCCUCCUCGGGCAAAGCUGCCCAAAUCAGUGACAUUUUAGUGGCGGUGGGGGAAGAUGAGGAAGAGGAAGCAGGUGCUGGAGCAGCACCCUCAGCCCAUUUUUGGGGUCCCCCUUUCAGCAUGGGUGUGUCUGGGUGACAGCACAGCAGCCACUGCCUGUACCUCUGCUUUGGGAUGAGCACCCAGCAAGGAGUGGUGGCCCUCAGCACCAGCAAAUUGAGUUUGCAUCUUUCCUAUGGACAAACUGGAAAGUGCUCUCAGUUUUUGUUCCUUGGUGCUCACCAAGUACUGUUGUAUUUUGGGGGAGAUGCUGGUGAAUGUCUUUUCUUGUGCUCCUGCUUGCCAUAGUUACCCAUGGCCAGGAAAGUGGGUGCAAGGCACAGGAGCCCAAAAUGCUUUCUUUAAAAUGCCUGAUCAGUGCAGCCAUCAGCAUUGCUUUUAAAGGCCUUUGUAGCAAUAGAUCUUUAUUUCUUUUCCCAGGCUCUGCCUUGGAAGGCAGCAGCAUUUUCAGGCAGGGCCAUGGUGCCUUCUCUAUGCAAUGCCCAGCCGUGCCUGGUGGAUGCUGUCCCAGAGGGAGGUUGAGCAGCCUGGGAGUCCCUGGGGAGGGGACAUUCUCCUUGGUGCCACCCCAGGAUGGAUCUUUCCCUGAGUUCCCAAGGUGACAAGGACACAGUUGAAGGUUGAGCCCUGUUUUUUAGGGCUCAGUGGCCUUUCUGCUGGCGUGUCCCUUGCAGGUCCAGGGUGGUGAGCAGGCUUGCUGCCUUUUGUUUGGUUGAACAGGAAGAAUGGCUGCUGCCUGGGGAAAGCUUCUGCCUUUCCUGGGAUGCUCCUGGAGGUGUGAUGGUGUCUAAUCACAGUGGUCAAGCUGAAGCCUGCUUUUACUUGGAGCGAGUCAAGUGUCAGGGUGGGAUGGGCACAGGAACUGGGAAAAGGGGCACACAUUGCCCAGAAGCUGAUAUUAGGUUUUUUUGGCUUGGCCCAUCCAGAAAUCAACAGCUAAAGAAACCUGGGCACAGGGGGUUGGAAGCUGAUGCUGUGGAGUGUUAAGUUCCCCUCAGGCCACUGCUGAGGAGGUAAUAAAAUAGGUUCCCAUAUCCCCACCUCAGGCACCAAGUCCUGUCUGUCCCCCCCAUCCCAAGGUCUCUGCUGCACAGCCUUAAGCCUUGGCUGGAUGUGCAGGGACAGCUCAUCCCAGUGAAGAAGCUGCUUCACAGUCCUGUUCCCAGUGUCUGCUUCAUCCCUGCACAGGAAGCAGCAGAUCAACGGAAGCAGCAGGAAAUGAAGUGGUGUAGAUGUGUUUGCUGUCCAGAAGGGAUGGCUGGAGGGAUUCCCAUCUCUUCAUGGAGACCUUGGGCAAAAGCUCAAUUCUUAGGAGACUUUGAAAACUUUUUUUUAUUUCACAGGCUGCUUCAGUAACAUUUACCUGAUCUGAAGUCUACCUGCAAGCCCAGCAGAAAGCUUACUACUCUGUGGGCUUUAUCAGGUUGGUUUUUGGGGGGCUUUGUUGGGUUUUUUGUUUGGUUUUUUUUUUCUUAUGUGCAUGUGGAGGUUUACAUAAGCACCAGAAGUGUGUCAAAGAGAUGAACCCAUCUUUGUUUGAAUGUAGCCAGCUAAUCACAGCACCCUCAGCUUCUGUCUGACCCCAUCUGCUGUCUCUCCAGCCUUGCCCAUCCUCUUUCCCUCUGCAGAGCAGGGAUAUAACCCUGUCUGUCACCUACCUCACAGGUGUGCUGAGGAGCUGGGAGCUGCACUUUGAGAACUGCUCUCUAUGAAUGUUCAGUAUUUGUGUUUUGAGACUCAGGUCCUUUCUAGGACAACAGGGCUUGAACUGUGUUUAAUUUAGAGUACAUUUUUCAGUAACCAUGCAGUAGCUAAACCUAUUUGUGUGUUCAAAUACCUGGGCAGUAAUUCAGGACAGGUAUUGUUGCUUUUUGCCAGCAGCCCACUGUCCUCUGGAGCUCCCUGAGCAGCAGCUGAGUGCUGGUUUUUGGCUUGUUUUCUGUAGCCUGGGGAGGGAUCUGUUCUCUCCUUGAAGCACUCAGAGGACUCCUGGUAACAGUCAGGAAUUUGGGUCAAGCGUGCAAGAGCUGAGACCUCUUUUCCCUCAUUUUGGGCACAGAGCCUUUGCCUAUUGCAUUGCACGUGCACCUGGGCUCCUCACUGAGCAUGUCUGGGGUAGUUUGCAGUAUUCACACUUUAAAAAGUGGUUUUUGCUCUAAUGUUGGAAUGUUGUCAAAUAUCCAGUACUUACAGCAUGACAUUUCAUGCACAGUGGCCAACAAGAAUGUGGGGCAGGGGGAUGGGCCUCUUCUUCAAGCCCUAACAGGAAUAAGCAGCAAGGUGCUCAGUCACUUCCAGGCUUAGGGAAAAAACUCCAUCUGGUUCCAGUGUCCAGGCGGACACAAGCUCCCUGCUCACACCAGUCCGCUUCUUGCUGGGAAGGUCUCUGAGCUCCUCACCAACCUCUCACCCCUGAAAUCUGGGAACAAAGGAGCCUGAGCUGGCAAUGUGGAUCCCUUUCCCUGGAAUGAUGCUCUCCUGUCAGCCCCUCCAAGCAGGAACUACCAGACACAUCUUCUGCCUCUCACUGCAGGUAUUGCAGCCUGGGCAAGUCUGUGGCAUCAGGGUCAGACAGCAGGGAGCCCAACCUGGGCUGUUUUGCUGAGGACAGGAAGGAAAGAAGAAAGGCAAGGGCAGAAACAACAAAUCCCAGCCCCUUGCACCCCUGCCCCAGCCUCAGCCCCGGGGCAGAAGGCACAAGAACUGCAGCUCCAGGAGCAGCUGCCCCUGAUCCUGCCCUUCCAGCCCUAAGACAGCUCCCACUCACUGCCCUCAAUGCAGUUUUGAAGACCAAGGUUGCAGGUUUGGGUUGAUUUGGGUAUUUUUUGGUAUGGUUAGUGUCAGGCAGCAGGGUCCCAGUGAGCAGCUCCAGCAGGAACUGGAGCUGUGGUCAGGGACUCAGCCCUGCACUGUGGGAACCUGGCCAGAGGCUGCUUUGCUUUUGAAUUGCUGAGCUUCUGUACAGCCUGUAACCACCUCUUGUGACCCUUUCUAAUGUAUUAUAAUCAUUACUUUAAAAGUC
Molecule: messenger RNA, 5714 nt
Organism: Calypte anna (Anna's hummingbird)
Lineage: Eukaryota; Metazoa; Chordata; Aves; Apodiformes; Trochilidae
Product: USP6 N-terminal-like protein
Exons: 16
Coding region: 351-2672 (773 amino acids)
Source: RefSeq, a predicted model, not a curated record